Aspergillus calidoustus is the source of this 1521-nucleotide messenger RNA. The record is from the annotation of a GenBank genome assembly. NCBI's taxonomy places the organism in Eukaryota, Fungi, Ascomycota, Eurotiomycetes, Eurotiales, Aspergillaceae.
AUGAUCAGAUCUGUCUCUGGCCAAACGCGACCCAGCUACCACAUCACACCGGAAACGAAAUGGAUGAAUGACCCGCAACGCGCAUUAUUCUUGAGCGGCAAAUGGCAUUUAUACUACCUCUGGAAUUCCGACUGGGAUAGAUCGAAUCCCGGCGCAGGCGGAACAGAAUGGUACCACGUUACCAGCACCGACAUGGUUCAAUGGACGCGCCAGGGCGUUGCAAUUGAAAAGUAUCAGCCUAACCCUGCCAGCGGUUUAAUACUGGGAGACAUAGAAAGCGGCAGCUCCGUGGUUGACACGGCUAAUAGGUCGGGGUUCGGGCAGAAUGCUGUCGUUGCUGUCCUAACUCAGAUGGCAGACGGGAUUCAGCAGCAGUCCCUUUUUUAUUCCACUGAUAUGGGUUACACUUUCACUGCCUUUAAGGGCAACCCAGUGAUGCCUAAUCCGGACCCAGACAAUAAACCGGCGUUUCGCGAUCCCAAGAUUUUCUGGGAUGAGAGUGCUGGGCAUUGGGUUGCUGCGCUCGCAGAAGGAAGUUAUAUUGGGUUCUAUACGUCGCCUGAUCUCAAGACUUGGACAUUCAUAUCAACUUUCUCGCCGGUAGCAUCUGGUGUUGACUUGGGUAUUCUUGAGUGCCCAGAUCUAUACCAACUCGAUCUUGACGGGGACUCGGAGACACGUCUCUGGAUUCUUGCUCUCAGCGCCAAUGGAUAUCUUCACGGAAAGACAACAGGCACCGUUUACUGGUCAGGAACAUGGAAUGGUACUAAUUUUAGAGCCGCAGCCAGCUCUCCACAGUGGCUGGAUGAAGGUCCGGACUUUUACGCCACUGUCAGCUGGGAAAAUCCAAAUGACAGAUUUGGAAGCCGCUACGCCAUUGGCUGGAUGAAUAAUUGGGAAUACGCCAACAGGCUGCCCUACUACGGGAACUUUGAGGGACAGCAGAGUUUAGUGCGGGAGAUCAAAUACCAGACAGUCAAUGGAACUCCUAGACUCGUCAGUCUUCCGAUUUCUGCAUAUGAAGCCGUGUUUGGCACCCCUGUCAGUGUGAACGGGACGGAAAUCACAACGGACCCGGCAACAGCCUCGCUUCCUGGUGGACUUACAGGGGGUGCAUAUGUUAUUCGAGCGACAGUCUCCAAACAGGAUGGUGACGACGGUAACCUGGUAUACUUCCGGAUUAAAUCCGAUGGGACCUCAAACACAACAAUUGGGUAUGACUUUGCGAAUACUGAGCUGUUUUUGCUUAGAAACUCUGAUGGCUUCGCUUCGGAUAAUCUGGCAUCGGGGCCUAAGCAGGUUUGGGACGCAAGAAGGAGUUUGGUAAACCCUAUAGGUGGGGACAGAGUCGGGCUGGCAAUAUAUGUCGAUUGGAACUCGGUUGAGAUAUUUGUGAAUGGUGGUGUCGCAGCGCUGUCGGCCCUAAUCUACCCGAAUCAAGACGCGGAGGGGAUUGAGGUUGUGUCUGACUUGGGGAAGUUGACCUUGACUUCAUUUACUUAUGCUGCUUUUAUGACGUAG